Molecule: messenger RNA, 1272 nt
Organism: Amphibalanus amphitrite
Lineage: Eukaryota; Metazoa; Arthropoda; Thecostraca; Balanomorpha; Balanidae
Product: transmembrane protein 60-like
Exons: 3
Coding region: 314-706 (130 amino acids)
Source: RefSeq, a predicted model, not a curated record
GUUGCAGAGCAAAGAAGUUCAAGUUCCCAAAUCCCAAGUAACUUGCCAAAUAACUAAUAAGAUUGUAGGGUAUUGCCAAGUGUAAACUGUAGAUAAAUGCUUUUUUAUCGCCGCGUAGGUCACGCUUUACUGAGGUUACGCUUUACUAGAACAAAUUCCUAGCUGAACUUGUUUUUCAAGACAAAGAGUGCACUUCAUUGUUUCUGAAGUUUGAGCUGAGUCAAACCACAAGCCUGCAGGCUGAGUGCCAAGUCUGGUCCUUCAAGAUAGACCAUCCAUCCGAUUAUACUCUCAAGAUUUGUGCCACCACAAGAUGGCGGUGCUGCACCGGGCGCUGGUCACCUGGUUCCUCAGCCUGGUGUUUCUGAUUCUGCUGGUGCUGCGGCUGGACGGGCGCACCCAGUGGAACUGGUUCAUCGUGUUCAUCCCGCUGUGGCUGCUGGACUCACUGCUGCUGCUGUACUCGCUGGCCGUGCUCGUGUCGCCGUGCCGCAGCGGCGUGGACCGGUGGCGUCGGCUGAGCGGCACCGUCUGCUCGGCGACCGCCGUGCUGCUCAAGCUGUGCUUCCAGAUCUGUCUGUGUCUGCACCUGCAGUACCCGUCGGCCGGCCUGCGGCUGCACGCCGCGCUGGCGCCGCUGCUCGCGCUGCUCACGGGCGCCACCGCGGCGCUGAUGCGCCACCUGGUGCAGACACACUGCGGCUGAGAGAUCAUCCACAGAGCGGCUGAGCGGGGAGAUCAUCCUCAGAGGACAGACUGCGGCCGAGCGAACGGACUAUCCCCCCCCCCCCCCCGGAAGGUUCGCUGCGACUGGUACGGGACGAGUGUGAACUGCUCUUCCGGGAGACCACUGUGGACUGGUUCUGAUCCGAAGAAGGUGAUAAUGUCUGUGAAAUGCCUAUCCGAUGCAUGAAACUGGGGCAUUGAAACAGUCGUGGCCGUAUGAACGAUGACCCUGGAGUUGAAACAGUGUAUGUAGAAAUGUUAUGGGCCGAGCGACGGCCGGGUAGUUCAAGCGGUGAGGCAGCGGGCUGUGCCGCGGUCCUCACUUAACCGCACAGUCGAGACAAUAUCGGCCACUGGCUAGCGGGCGAUAAUAUGGUGUAUUACCAGUGUGGAGCACCCUCAGUCUGUGUGGUGGCGUCAGCUGUUCCGUUGGCCACAGCCGCUGCCAUCAGACCCUCAGCGGUAAGGGUCGGAACUGAACGGGGAAGGCCUUAGUUGGCAACAAACUGUGUAUUUAUUGUCCGCUCCGUGAAGUGACCGACCAUC